Molecule: messenger RNA, 1488 nt
Organism: Lolium rigidum
Lineage: Eukaryota; Viridiplantae; Streptophyta; Magnoliopsida; Poales; Poaceae
Product: mitogen-activated protein kinase kinase kinase 17-like
Exons: 1
Coding region: 67-1488 (473 amino acids)
Biological process (GO): protein phosphorylation
Molecular function (GO): protein kinase activity; ATP binding
Source: RefSeq, a predicted model, not a curated record
ACAAGAUCAAGCAACCACCACACCAAAUUCGCGGAGCAGCCACACAGACAAGCAAAACCAAGCGGAAUGGCGAUCGCAGUGACCGGGCAAUGGACGCGGCUGCGUACGAUCGGCUGCGGCGCGUCGGGGGGCGUGGUAUCGCUGGCGGCCGACGGAGCCUCAGGGGAGCUGUUCGCGGUCAAGUCCGUCGCCGCUGCGGCCGACGCGGCGAUGCUGAGCCGGGAGCAGGGGAUUCUGUCCGGGCUGUGCUCGCCCGACGUCGUGCGUUGCCUCGGCGGCGCCCACCGCGACGACGGCUCGUACCACCUCUUCCUCGAGUUCGCCCCCGGCGGCUCGCUCGCCGACGAGGUCGCAAGGAACGGGGGCCGCCUCGAGGAGCGCGCGAUCCGCGCCUACGCCGCGGAUGUCCUGCGCGGGCUGGCGUACAUCCACGGCGAGUCCCUCGUGCACGGGGACAUCAAGUCAAGGAACAUAGUGAUCGGCGCCGACGGUCGAGCAAAGAUCGCGGAUUUCGGGUGUGCGCGGAUGGCAGGUUCUGAUCGGCCGAUCGGGGGCACGCCGGCGUUCAUGGCGCCAGAGGUGGCCAGAGGGGAGGAGCAGGGCCCAGCUGCAGACGUGUGGGCUCUCGGCUGCACGAUCGUCGAGAUGGCCACUGGGCGCGCCCCGUGGAGCGACGUCGACAACGUCCUCGCCGCUGUCCACCGGAUCGGGUACACGGACGCCGUGCCGGAGGUGCCGGCGUGGCUGUCUCCUGAGGCCAAGAACUUCCUCGCCGCGUGCUUCGCCAGAAACGCCGGCGAGCGGGCCACGGCUGUGGAGCUCCUGGAGCAUCCGUUCGUGGCAUUGCAACCCGGAGAGGCCAAGGCCGGGCGGUGGGUAUCGCCCAAGAGCACGCUGGACGCCGCAUUCUGGGAAUCGGACUCAGAUGACGAAGAGCCGGAGGAGAUUUCGGCUAACGCGUCUGACAGGAUAAAGUCAUUGGCGUGCUCCUUCUCGGCCUUGCCGGACUGGGACUCCGACGAAGGCUGGAUCGAUGUGCUCGGCGGCGAGCAGUGCGAGGAAGCUCGCGAUUCGCCAGCGACCAAGGAGCCGGCUGAUGUGUCGAGCAGGGCGCCAGGCAAAGCGAUCGGAUUCGCGGCGGUGCCAGCUGAAGGCGUAGCUGUCGUCGGUGGCCUUUCAAGUGAUGAACAAGUGGAUGCAGAGGACCAGCCGCCUUUCGGUGGAGAUAUCCUGGCCGAUGAUCGUUCCACUGAUCGUCAGAACAAAGUCUGUUCGAGCUCAGACAGAGAUGUGCUAUCAUUUGAGAUGCCCUGUAAUAAUCCAAUCAAUGCAAUAGAAAAGUUCAGUUUUCCACAUAUUUUGCUGUCCCGUUCUUCUGAUAGUAAUUUCGCCUUCGUUCCUGCCCUGUUCUGGACCCGUACUGACAAGUGUGUUCUUAGUGGUUUUAUGCACGUGUUUGGACAAAACAGCACGUCUUAUUUUCCUUGA